GAUCUAGAUUUGCUCUCUACUGGAUCCUUAAUCCUUGUUUGUAAUGUCGUUUGUCUUUGUCUCUAUUGCUGCCGGCUACUGUCUCUAGAGGAGACUUGUCUCUCGACGGUUUAGUGUUUUUAGAUUUUUAUUACAACCUUCUAUAAUUCUCGAAUGGUUUAGUGUUAAAAAGAUAUAAAUUAUUUGUUUGUUCUUCAAAAUAAAAUAAUGAAAAAACAUUUUUUAAAAAAAGGGAAUAAAACAGAAGAAAGAGAGAAGCACAUCUGAGGAUCAAAGACACGGCAAGCAGCAAAGGAAGUGAAGCGAAAACGAAGAUGAAGGCGUUAGGGUAUUGGUUAAUGGUGGUUGGUUCGCUGAGGUUAGCUGCGGUUUGGUUCGGUUUCUUCAACAUUUGGGCUCUUCGUCUCGCCGUCUUCUCUCAGACCACCAUGAGUGAAGUACAUGGACGUACGUUCGGAGUAUGGACACUCUUGACAUGCACUCUCUGCUUUCUUUGUGCAUUCAACCCCGAAAAUAAACCGUUAUACUUGGCUACCUUUCUCUCAUUCAUCUACGCCUUAGGCCAUUUCCUGACUGAGUACCUCUUCUACCAUACAAUGACCGUCGCCAAUCUCUCAACCGUGGCCUUCUUCGCAGGCACGUCGAUUGUGUGGAUGCUCUGGGAGUGGAAUUCCCUUGAACAACCGCACUCCAAACUUUCUUGACUUUUUUUUUCUUUUCAAGAAGACAUGUAACUGGGUCUUUCUUCUUUGAAACUUUUUUAAGAGUUGGAAUCAUCUCCGGCUUUUUGCUCGGAUUCCUAGAGCUGUUGUGAUCUAUAUAUUUCAUCUUCCUAUCUUUGAUAGUCUCAAGGAGACUUGUAGGACUUGUUAUCUUCUAAUAAACCUGACUCAAAUUUUUCAAUCAUGUAUUGUAUGACAUCUGCUACAGCUGAAUUGACUUUUUUUUUUCAAA
This is a messenger RNA of Brassica napus (rape), 954 nucleotides long. Its product is annotated as ergosterol biosynthetic protein 28. The transcript is spliced from 3 exons. The record is from RefSeq and is a predicted model, not a curated record. Bases 315 to 704 code for a protein of 129 amino acids. NCBI's taxonomy places the organism in Eukaryota, Viridiplantae, Streptophyta, Magnoliopsida, Brassicales, Brassicaceae. Gene Ontology annotation, cellular component: endoplasmic reticulum; membrane. Gene Ontology annotation, molecular function: protein-macromolecule adaptor activity.